AUGCAAAAGAAGAAAGAACUUCAACAAAACAUGCGUGGUCAAACUUUCCAACAAUACGAGAACGAACUCAAUAACCUUCGUCAAUCUAACAAUGACAAACAGAAACAGUAUAAAGAACUUGAAGAAAGGAAGAAUAUUUUUAACCAAAUUAAAACUCUUGAAGAAGAACUGAAACAAUACGAAGAGACAGAAGAAAAUAAUCAGAAAAAUCUUCAAACAUCUGAAUCAGAACUCAAAUCCCUUCAAUUUGAAAACAAAUCAUAA
Messenger RNA from Trichomonas vaginalis G3, 264 nucleotides. RefSeq lists its product as uncharacterized. NCBI's taxonomy places the organism in Eukaryota, Parabasalia, Trichomonadida, Trichomonadidae. The transcript has a single exon. Bases 1 to 264 code for a protein of 87 amino acids. The record is from RefSeq and is a predicted model, not a curated record.